UCAGAUGCGCCAGAAGAAGGUUUUCUCAGAGGCGACUGUAUUCCGACCAGAGUCUGGAGUGACCAGCGGUCAGUUAAGCCUUGACCAGUACAGGGUCGUCACAGAGAGGGAGACCAGGGCCCAGACACUGAGACAGUAUGGACUGAGUGAGGAAGAGGUGCUGCUGAAGAUACAGGCUGAUACAGGGGCCUUACAGACUGGCUCUAGUAAACUGAGGAUGGCCUCAGAAGUCAGAGAGAAAAAACUGCAAGAAAUAGAGAAGAAAAUUGCCCAGAAAGAGGUUGAGCUUUCAAAACCAGACACAUUUGGGGGCACUGCCCAGCUGUCCCGUCAGGCUAUGGACCUGGAGAAGGCCAUCUCCCAGGACAGUAACAAGGCCAAGCUGACCCAGGUCCUGGUCACUACUAAGAACUGGACCAAGACAGAUUACCCCGCUGACCAUCCCAUGAACAACCUACACUCUCUCAUUAAAGAGGUCAGUCAGGUCAAACCCAGGAUGGAAGGAGGGUAUUCUAGAGUUGAUGAGGGUUUACUAGGGCAAGGAUCAGACGUAAAUACAAAAGAAGCUGAGACAGACUUUGAAUUCUGUGGGCCCCUGACAAAGGAGGAGAUGAAAAAACAAGAAUUACAUUCCAGUAAAUUGGAUCGUGGAGUGUCUGACAAUAUUGUUAUUACCUGUGAUGCAGCAGAGGAGAGCUGCGACAAUAACAAGGUCAAAGGUCAAGGUCAGAAAGUGACAGAUCAAGGUCAAGGUUCAUCUGAUGUUAAAGAUGAAGGACAAGAGACCCAGCAGUCCCUUACCUCAUCACGUACACUUGAUGUAUAUGUAGAACCAUUGUCAGAAGAACAUAUCAAACAGAACUGCUUAACACUGGAAGAAAUAAGAGCUCUGCCUCGAUUUAACAACUACGAGCCAGGUGAACCCUCACAGACUCUGUAUUUGAAGAACUUGCCCCCGUCUGUGGAGGAGAAGGACCUAGUGGCACUGUUUGUUCGCUUCCAGAAUCCUGCUGGACCUAGAAUUAUCUUCAGACUCUUUAAACACAGGAAGAUGAAAGGACAGGCAUUUGUUACAUUUGACAGUGCUGAAACUGCUGGCCAUGCCUUGUCUGUAGUGAAUGGUUACAAUCUGAAGGGCAAGCCUGUCAUUAUACAGUAUGGGAAGAAAAAAGAUGUCACCUGAAGGUCAUACAGUGCCACUGGUUGUGGAAAUUUCACACACAAGGCAUUAGAAACCCCAUGGGGCUGGCUGCUAUGCCAAGACAUGCCUUCCAAGUCCAAGGUCACCUGAAGGUCAUGAAGUGAAGGUCAUUCUGAGUCCAAGGUCGUUGACAUUGCCAGGUGAAGGUCAUUAAAGAUGAAAUGAUGGACUUGACAAGAUGGGUGAAGGACAUACAUUUUAGUAAGCAUGAAAUAAAUGAGAAUGUGUAUAAGACAAGUCCAGGUGAAAUACACUCAAUUAUUUUGUAUCAAGUCAGUUAAACAGUGCUUAAAGUAUAUUCUGCUCCAGCAAGAAGUUUCAUUAUACAGAUCAUGAAGUGUUAUACAUAUUAAUUUGUACAAUGCUGCUAUAUUUCUGCUAUGUAGAAAUCCGGUUGAGAAUACCAGCUUUCAUUGACAUUGUGUUAAAAAAAUAUCACUUUCAGUGUGAGAUUGUGACAUAUAUGUACUUGACACAGUAUUGCGUUUAAGGGGAACUCACUGUAAUUCAGUUAUGGUACUAUAAAAUUCAAAUACCAUUUGUCAGUCAUUUACAUGUCAUUAAAUCUCAUCUUGUACUCAGUGUCAAUAAAUGA
Messenger RNA from Lingula anatina, 1796 nucleotides. Its product is annotated as RNA-binding protein 41. Gene Ontology annotation, biological process: mRNA splicing, via spliceosome. NCBI's taxonomy places the organism in Eukaryota, Metazoa, Brachiopoda, Lingulata, Lingulida, Lingulidae. Gene Ontology annotation, cellular component: U12-type spliceosomal complex. The record is from RefSeq and is a predicted model, not a curated record. Gene Ontology annotation, molecular function: pre-mRNA intronic binding; U12 snRNA binding.